Messenger RNA from Hippocampus zosterae (dwarf seahorse), 3758 nucleotides. It is a transcript of the gene mynn, whose product is annotated as myoneurin. The transcript is spliced from 9 exons. The coding region runs from base 947 to 3187 and encodes 746 amino acids. Lineage: Eukaryota; Metazoa; Chordata; Actinopteri; Syngnathiformes; Syngnathidae. The record is from RefSeq and is a predicted model, not a curated record. Gene Ontology annotation, biological process: regulation of transcription by RNA polymerase II. Gene Ontology annotation, molecular function: DNA-binding transcription factor activity, RNA polymerase II-specific; protein binding; RNA polymerase II cis-regulatory region sequence-specific DNA binding. Gene Ontology annotation, cellular component: nucleus.
GCUUUUAUUUACUUUGACUUCGUUUAAAAAUGGAGCUUUGAAGCUGACUGAUUCUGACCACGAAUGGCACGUUUGCACGAUUUGCCUCCGAAUUGGGUGUUUGCUGCAAUUUGGGCGAACUUAUGUGGCCACCGCCGGGGCAAUCGGUGAAUCCUUCGAAAUAAGAGCACAGUAUUAUGCGCGCCUUUUGGUCCCGUUUUAGUUGCCUUAGCUUCAGCUUCUCGACAACAGCAGCCCGAACCGACAAGCGGGCGGUAGAAGCUCUUCGGAACCAGCGUGCUGGCGAGAUUACGUGCUGGGAAGUGGACUCUGUGCCACACGAAGCAGACGGGGCUUUUCGCUUAAGGCGAGCUUCGGGACGGCUAUUAGCAUUAGCAUUGCUCGAAGGCCUACUCAGGAAACGGGAGGGAGCUUUUAUUUUCCAAAACUGCUUCUUAUUAGCCGACAGCUAGUGUUCCCCACUCGACUUCUAACCCCAACAGUUUGCUUAACUUGCCUUGACACUUCUUUGGCAGUUAUGAACUAAAAUAAAUGUUGUUUUAAAUAACCCUCAAUUAAAGACCCAUAACCACUGUUUGAAAUGCUCAGCGUGCCUCGAAACCUUACUUAUACACCCUCACAGUAGCUUGAAACCUUACCUACCUGCCUUUGAAACUCCCUCGUUGUCUUAAAACCAUACUUUUAAACCCCAACCCUAGUCUCACCUUGGGUCAGUCUUGAAAUCCGACUUUCAGUCUUUAAAACUGUCGCUCAGCUUUCAAGCUUUUCUUCGAAACGCAAAUCCUGAUCUAAAGUUCCAUCACCGGACUGAAACUUUACAAAGAAACCGAAGUCUGGUGGUGUGAACACUCACGCUGGACUUGACUUUGAAACCUAAACCGAGCACACACAAGUGACAUUAACAGAGGACUCAACUUCUCAGCAUCACUGGGAAACUGCUGAAACGAUGGCUCUCAGCGCCAAUCAUGGCAAGCUGCUCCUGCAGCGCCUGCAUCAGCAGCGGGAAAUGGACUUCCUGUGCGACGUCACCAUUAUGGUGAGAGACGUGGAGUUCCGGGCUCACCGAAACAUCCUCGCGGCGUUCAGCAAGUACUUCUCCUCCCAGGCUGAGAAGGAACAGGCCAUCACCACUUUGGACCCUGACAAAGUCAGCCGCUAUGCCCUGGAGAAGCUGCUGGAGUUUGUCUACACGGGACAAAUGAACCUCAGCAGCACCAGACAAUCUGCUGUACGCCGAGCCGCCAUCUUCCUGGGAAUGUCCGACGCUACAAAGUAUCUGGAAGGAAUUUCUCACUCGUCCGAGGCCGGCGAGGCGUCCCACUCAGAGUUGGACAAAGAGGCGGGCCUCUCUUCGCUCAGUCCGGGCUCUCCGGGGAGUCCUGACUCUCCGGUCUCUCUGGCCAUCGUCUCGGUGGCGGGUGGGUGGAUGGAUGAGGGUCAGAAAGGCCGGGUUGCUGAGGAAGGCCAGGGAGGCAAGGAAGGCCAGGUAAGCGAGGAAGGCAAGGGAGCCGAGGGAGGCGAGGAAGGCCAGGGAGGCGAGGAAGGCCAGGGAGGUGAGGAAGACCAGGAGGACCAGGGAGGUCAGGAAGGCCGAGAAAAUCAAGAAGGCCGAGAAAAUCCGGAAGGCCAGGAAAGUCAGGGGAGCAAAGCCGCUUGUUUGGAUGAAGAAGGAGGAAUUCAGAGUAGCAGUCCGGCAGAGGAGAGCAACCCGGCCGACAAUACCCCGAAACCCGCAGCCCACAGGGGGAGAGGCCGUGGCCGUGGCAGGGGCAGGGGGAGGGGCAGAGGAAGAGGAGGAACAAGCCAGGUCAAGACCGAAGAAGACUUCCUUGAGGAUUCCGACACGAGCGUGAAGGAUUUUGGCGACACGUCGGCCGACUGGAGCCCCUCGCUGGACGAACCGCCUGCCAAGAGGCAGCGCGUCGGGGAGGUGCGGCGCGGACGCAGCCGGGGUCGCGGGCGGGGUCGGGGGAGGGGCCGCGGCCGGAGCAAAACGGACGGCGAGGACGACGACAGCGGCGCGGAGGCGGCGGAGGACGCGGAGCAGAACGCCUCCAACGCCUCGGAAGAGACGACGCGGUCCUGCAUCGAGUGCAACAGAACGUUCAAAGACUUGUGCAGCCUGCGGAGGCACGAGCAGAUCCACGCGGGCCUCAAGCCCUUCAUCUGCAUCUUCUGCUCCAAAACCUUCCGACAGGCUACGCAGCUCAAAACUCACCUGCGUACGCACACGGGCGAGAAGCCCUUUAGCUGCAACGACUGCGACAAGUGUUUUGCUCAGAAGUGUCAGCUGGUGGCCCACCGCCGCAUGCACCACGGCGAGGAGAAGCCGUACACGUGCGACCGCUGCGGCUUCAAGUUCGCCACCUCGUCCAACUACAAGAUCCACGUCAGGCUGCACAGCGGCGAAAAGCCGUACGUGUGCGACGUAUGCGGCCAGGCCUUCGCCCAGUCCAGCACGCUGACCUACCACAAGCGGCGGCACACGGGCGAGAAGCCGUACCAGUGCGACCUGUGCGGCAUGUCCUUCUCCGUCUCGUCCUCGCUCAUCGCGCACGCGCGCAAGCACACAGGCGAGACGCCGUACAAGUGCUCCCAGCCGCAGUGCGAGAGCAGCUUCGUCACGUCGUCGGAACUGAAGAAGCACAUGCGGCGACUUCACCCCGACGGCACCAACGGCGUGCAGUGCCUGCUUUGCGGCAAUCGCUUCGCUAGCGUGAAGAACAUGAUCAAACACCAGGAGAAGGCGCACGCCGACGAAGUGCGACAACACAAGGAGAGAGCGCGGGCAGUCGUCCUGCUGGCGUCCAGCCAUCCCAUCGCCUUCGUACAGAGCAAACUGAGCAAGGACGGCAAAAGUCUGAGCUCUAUCCCCGAAGCCGAGCCGAGCAACCCGGAACCGGCGACGCCGCCGGCCGGCGGCGCAGAAGGCGGCGGCCCGUCAGACGCCGCCUCUCUGAGCGACUCUCUGCGGGGGAUGAAGGCGGAGCCCAGCAACACGGCCAUCUCCCAACCCGAGCCGGAGGGCUUUGAAGCCGACCCCGUGUCCACCAUCAACUCGGAAACGCUGCACGCGCUGGUGGAGCAGUUGAGGCCGCCGCCUUCGCCGGCGCAGAACCUGGAGCAGAUCGUCAUCAUCCGCACGGUGGACAACAUGGAACACAACGCGCCGGCGCCGCCACAGUGACGCGCUUCGAGCGUUGGUUUCAUAUCCUUGAUGGACAUUUGAGGGUUCGUGUACUAGUACGCUCUUUGACUUUAUACUAGCCGUGCCGCGUUUGGCCGACGAGUACACAAUUAAAACUAGGAACUCUACACGGUCGUGCACGAGUAGCCGCUCCUUAGACACGGUUGGCGCCGAAUCAUACUUAGUGAGGACAAAACGUGGACUAGUACAGAGACCUUGAGCUGCAUAUGAAAUGAAAUCGUGUGCGCGUGGCCCAUUCCUUGUUGUGACAAACGUGAUCCUUUGAAAGAGAGAAAAGCGCUCGAGCGCAAACACGAGAUCUUAACGCGAAGUCAGGCCUCGCGCGUUGACGGCCGCGCCCCAGUCGGAACAUUCAAGACAUGUGACGUGAUCAUUUUUGUGCUUCUUCACCUCGUGCGCACGCCAAAUGUUUAUGGGUUGUUUGCUUUUGUUUUGUUUUUUUCCUACUUGGUUUGGAUGAACGUUUUGGCUUCUGUACAGAAAAUGCUCAUUAGACUUGUGACCGGAUAAAAACAUUACCAUGUAAUUAAAAAAUAGCGAUUCAACACAA